AUGGCCUCCGGCACUGCCUACUCCUCUUCCGCCUCCCAAAUCCCCUCCCUCUCCCCCGCAGAGCUCUCCUACCUUCACACGUCCCUCUCAUACCCUAACAAUCCUAUCCGCACAGAUGGCCGUUCCGCGACGCAGUUCCGUCCCUUGACGGCUGAAACGGAUAUUUUGUCUGGGGCCAAUGGGAGUGCGCGGAUUGGGUUUGCGGAUGGAACACAGGCAAUUGUUGGGGUUAAGGCGGAGGUUGAAAGGACGGUUGUUGGGUCGGUGUUGGACGGGGAUGGAGAUUUAGGGGGUGAGGAAGGAGGAGGGGGUAAUGAGGAGGGGACGGAGGAGGGGACGGAGGAGGGGGAGGCGAGGAAAAGGGCUGGGAGGCGAGGUGGGGAGAGUUCGUGGGUUGAGAUGUCGAUUGAGAUUCCUGGGUUGAGGGAUGAUGAUUCGUUGCCUGUGUUUUUGGCGGAGAUGAUGAGGGAGGCGUUGAUGGUUUCUGGAUCGGGGACCGAGGGGGGUGGAGAUGGAAAUGGAGGGAUGCCACAGGGGUUGAAGGGGAGGCUGGUUAUUAAUGGUGGGUGGCAUUGGAGGAUUUAUAUUGAUAUCCUUCUCCUCUCCGCACCCCUCUCCUACCCCCUACCCCUCCUCUCCCUAACAACCCACCUCGCCCUCCUCUCCACAAAGUUACCCCGACUCAUCUCAAAAGACGAGGAGGAUCCCAUGUUCGACGACGACUGGGCGGCUGCAGAGUAUCUGUACCCACGCCGGCAACCCCAAUCGCAACCCCAACAACAAACACAAACCAAGCCAUUUCCAAUACCCUCAACGACACUCCACCUCUACCCCUUUCGGCCCCCCGUGACCCUCCUCGUGAUCUCCGUCGGCGACAACAUAAUCUUCGACCCAAGUAGGGAGGAGAUUGCGGUCGCGGAAGCUGUGCUUGCCGUCUCCAUUGGACGUGAUACUAGCACUCCCACCAAUAAAGGCAGCAGUGACAACAGCACCAGCUCACUGAAGCUACUCUCAAUCCGCACAAUCGACCCGCCGUCUCGCCUGACGCAUCCAGGCAUACCCAAUUCGGAAAACGCGGCGACGAUUGGGUUUGCGGCUGGAGGUGAGAUUGCGGAUAAGAUGGGUGCAGUGACUGGGGGGGCAGCGGUGGAUUCUGGGGAGGAUGUUGCAGGGGUUUGGAGGCCGAGGAGGGGCGGCGUUAAGAGGAGUGUUGUGUCGAGGAUUGUGAGUAUGGUUUUAAAGAAGGGGGGUGUUGGGGAGGAGGUUAUGGAAGGGUUGGAGGGGGUGGAGGUUGGGUGA
Molecule: messenger RNA, 1299 nt
Organism: Paracoccidioides lutzii Pb01
Exons: 2
Coding region: 1-1299 (432 amino acids)
Biological process (GO): exonucleolytic trimming to generate mature 3'-end of 5.8S rRNA from tricistronic rRNA transcript (SSU-rRNA, 5.8S rRNA, LSU-rRNA); nuclear mRNA surveillance; U5 snRNA 3'-end processing
Cellular component (GO): nuclear exosome (RNase complex); cytoplasmic exosome (RNase complex)
Source: RefSeq, a predicted model, not a curated record